AGCCCCGAACGAAUAUUGCUUGUUAACAAUGAAAUUCGUUGAACUCGAAAGGAAUUCUGCACACACAGCCUUUAAUGUGGAAAUCUAGAGCUGAUUAUAUGUUCUCUUUCCAAAGGGCAUGGCUGCUCCCGUCUUCCUGCUUGUUUUUGUGUGCUCUGCUGACCUCGUGUGGAGAGUGUCUUCUGCCGACACUGUAAAAUUGGACUGCCCAGCUGUGAGCUAUGGGACCUACGGCCGGGACUCACGGAUCCAGUGCUGGAUGAAGGGCAGCCCUGGCCUGAACGUGUUUUGGAUGAUGUGGAAGAGGGUCCCCUCUGAGGCUCCCCUUCCCGCCCCUUCCCUCUUCAGCGUAGGAAGGGGGAGUGGGAAGCGUUUCGAAUCGGGCUGGGACAGGAGCAGCAUGGAGGUGUGGCUGCUGGUGAAAAGCGUUCAGGUGGCCGACGGAGGUCGCUACGCGUGUUUGGUGUUGACCAACCGCGGUUACGCUGAGCGUAGCGUCAGCCUGAAGGUCAUUGCCCGGCACUCGGAGCCCAGCGUGUGGUCGGUCCCCGAGAGGAACAUCGAGGAGGACGGGGAGGUGACCAUGUUCUGCAGGGCGCUGGGAGGGUUCCCCCGCGGGGCCGUGCGCUGGUUCGACCAGUACGCCACCAACUGGACGCGCAGCGCCAGGACGGACGCGCGGGAGCGGGAGGACGGGCGCUUCGACCUGACGAGCGCGUUUCGCGUGCGGAGAGUCUCCUCCGCCUCACCUGGCUACAGGUGCUGUGUGAUCGGCGCCGACGGAGACAAAGAGGGCGAGGCUGAGAUUCAUCUCGCGUUUCGUGAACCCGAAAAGCGAGUCCAGCGGUGGAGCAACAACUCGAUCGUGGCGGUCAUCGUGGUGGCGGGCUCCCUGAUCACGGGACUGCUGCUCCUGGCGCUGCUGCAGAGACGGCGACCGCGGCAACAGCAUGGAAGACAGGAAAUGGGCCCUUCGGUCAUGCUUAUGGGGAUCCCUUCAGAAGCCGAGUUAAUUUGUGUUAUAAUGAGGUAUAUAUGGAAGAAGAGGACAUCCAAAAUAAGGAAGAAGGUCCUGAAACAGAAGAAGAGGAGAAGACCACUUGUUAGACCAUUAAUCAAGACCACAACAACCGUGCGGCGUCUUCAGUUCUCAGUCUGUCCAAUUACAAAAGCCAGCAUGGUCAUGCGACGACUUUGGUAAUCCGUCUGACCAGUGAUGAUUGGCAGCUGCCAACGUGAUGACUUCAGGACCUGCAUCGUCUUGUGAAUGGAUGUCUGGACACUCUGAAAAACAGUGAAAACCAGAAGUAGACCGGUGUUACCGCCUGUAGCAUGAUCCGUUCAAUCCUUCGGAUAUCGAGCGCUGAAAUGGAACAUCAGCCCUUCCGUCUUUAAUUGCUUAGUUGCACAAUUUAAUAAAACUUUAUAUCAAUCUGAAACUCAA
Messenger RNA from Anguilla anguilla (European eel), 1444 nucleotides. RefSeq lists its product as uncharacterized. The record is from RefSeq and is a predicted model, not a curated record. NCBI's taxonomy places the organism in Eukaryota, Metazoa, Chordata, Actinopteri, Anguilliformes, Anguillidae. The transcript is spliced from 8 exons. The coding region runs from base 119 to 1201 and encodes 360 amino acids.